AUAUUAUUCAGCAACCCAUACCUACCCAACAACUUUGGCGGAAUUUCGUACACGUGGAAAUUAUCCUCUCAGUCUCUUCCAUAGGCACUUAAAAUCAAUACAUUUCAACUAUUUCAUCUAUGGAUUCUAUAAACAGUUCAUGCGUCAAAACAGAAAUGUCUUGUAAUGAUGUUAACCAGCAUAUUGUGGUUGGUGUGUGCUCAACAACACAGCAAUCAAUCAAAAUAGAAAAUACCUCUGUAUGCAAUCAGAACAGUUUCCUGAGCAGUGACUCAUAUAAAAUGAGCUGUAAGGAUAAUACAGAGAGCAUCCAACAAGUCAAUGGUAACACAGAAGGCGAUGAUAGCAGUGUCCCUCAGUUAUUAGAUUGUAGUGACUCGGUGAACUUUGGCUGUAUAGUUUGUAUAAAGUGCAACACAUGGUUUGAUUGUGAAUAUGACUUGGCAGUUCAUGAUCAAACAAUGCAUCUUUUAAAUGAAUCUGCUCAACAGUCAGCUCAAAACUGUCAAUCAACCAUGAGCAAUGACCAAAACACAGCAUCAACAUCUAAUAAUAGAAUCCUGUCCCUUGAGAUGCCAGGAGAUGUCCCAGUAAACUGUGCAGGGAAUGAAGCAAUACACAAUCAAGAUGAAUUUUUUGAAUGUCCAUAUUGCCAUAAAACCUUUAUUUGUCAGAGUCAAUUGGAAGCUCAUUAUAGAAUUCACAGUGCAGAGAAACCAUUCCAAUGCUCAGUUUGCAAAAGAGGUUUUUCGAGAAAGCACGACAUGAAAAGGCAUUGCCAAAUUCACAGUGGUGAAAGACCAUUCCAUUGUAAAAAAUGUGGAAAAUCUUUUGCUCAAAAAUCCUCUUUAACUUAUCAUGUCAAGACACAUGAAGAAGAAAAGAAAUUCAAAUGUGGUCUUUGUGAAAGAGGAUUCAUGACAAAGUUUGUAUUGGAAAGGCACCAACAAACACACAAGAAGGCAUUAACAUGUGAACUUUGUAGUGAAUCAUUUCUUCACAUUAAGUCUUUCAAGGAACAUCAUGAGCUAGUCCAUAAUAACAAGAAACCAUUCAAAUGUGAAACAUGCCAGAAAAGUUUUGCAGAUAGAAAUCAUUUAUCAGAUCAUUGUCGGAUACACACAGGUGAGAAGCCUUUUAAGUGCAACAUUUGUGAUAAGCGCUUCAGAGUCAAGAGUUAUGUGGCUCUCCAUAAAACAAUGCACAGCAGUGAGAAACAGUUCGAAUGUCAAAUAUGUAAGAAAUCAUUUUCAAGAAAAAAAUCAUUAAAGGUGCAUACAUUUACUCAUCUUGAAGAAAAGCCUUUCAAAUGCAAAAUAUGCAACCAAGGAUUUACCCAAAGUAGUGCCCUGUCCAAACAUAAUAUGGUGGUACACGAUGGAUAUAAACCUUUCAAGUGUUCAACCUGUGAUAGAGCAUUUGGCUUAAAAAAGGAUUUGAAAAACCAUUAUCUUACUCACUCAGGAGAAAAACCAUUUUCCUGUGAAAUUUGUGGAAAAGGUUUUACACGUACCAGUACAUUAAAAGUGCAUCAUAGAAUACACACCGGAGAGAGGCCAUUCCAAUGUGAUGUUUGUGGGAAAACAUUUGCAGAAAAGAAUAAAGUUACAAAACAUAAAAAACUCCACAGUGGUGAGAAGCCAUUUCAGUGUCAUAUCUGUGAGAAAGCUUUUGUAAUCAAGUCACGAUUAAAUCAUCACAUGAAAAUUCAUAGUGAUGUACGACCAUUCAAAUGCGAAGUCUGUGAAAAAGGAUUCUUACAAAAAGGUAAAUUAGAAGUUCAUAGGAGAAUUCACACUGGGGAAAAACCAUUUGAAUGCUCAACUUGUGGAAAAGCUUUUGCAGUCAAAAUACGAUUAACAAAUCACAUAAAACUUCACACUGGUGAACGGCCAUUUAAAUGUGACAUUUGUGAUAAGGGUUUUGUACUAAAGGAAAAGUUACAAGUGCAUAGAAAAAUUCACACUGGAGAGAAACCAUUUAGAUGCUCAACUUGUGGGAAAGCUUUUGUAGUAAAGGAUCGAUUGAAUUAUCACAUGAGAAUUCAUGAAGAAGAACUGCCAUUUAAAUGUGAAGUGUGUGGAAGAGGUUUCAUGCAAAAGAAUACCUUAGAAGAACAUAAAACAAUUCAUGAUAAGGAAUGCAACACCAAUUUAGAUGAGUUUGCUGUGAAGACACAAUUAACAAAUCUUGACCUGAACAAUGGAGAGCGUCCAUUUAAAUGUGAAGUGUGUGAAAAAGGUUUUGUACGAAAGGAUCACUUAAAAGUUCAUAGAAGAAUUCACACUGGAGAGAAACCAUUUAAAUGUGACACAUGUGGGAAAGCCUUUGCCGUCAAGUUACGAUUAACAAAUCAUGUAAAACUUCACACUGGUGAACGGCCAUUCAAAUGCGAAGUAUGUAAUAAAGGCUUUAUAAGAAAGGAUAAGUUGACCAAUCAUAAGUUAACACACACCGGAGACAAACCAUUCAAAUGCAAUUUGUGUGAGAAGGCUUUUUCAAUAAAAUGGAUAUUAAAGGAACAUCAUAAACGAGCACAUCCAACAGAAAUCAAAUCCACUUUGAAUGAGAAAACUGCAUCAAAAAAGGAUUUCAUAAGAGACAACAAAGAAAGGUUGUUUACAUGUUUAAAGUGCAGAGCAUCUUUCAUCACAAGCAAAGGUUUGCAAAGGCACCAACACCUUCACAAUGGAAAGAAACAAUUUCAAUGCGAAUUAUGCAGUAAAGUGUUUAUAUUUGAAAGAAGUUUGACAAGUCAUAAGAUAGCACACACCGGCAAGAAACCAUUUCAGUGUAUCACAUGUAAUCAAGCAUUCACACAUAAGAGUGCCCUGAUGAUACACACAGAUAUGGUGUGCAAGAAAGCUAGUUAAUGUUCUUGAAUACACCUUUUUCCUGUUCAAU
This is a messenger RNA of Exaiptasia diaphana, 2904 nucleotides long. RefSeq names its product zinc finger protein 431. The transcript has 2 exons. Lineage: Eukaryota; Metazoa; Cnidaria; Anthozoa; Actiniaria; Aiptasiidae. The record is from RefSeq and is a predicted model, not a curated record. The coding region runs from base 120 to 2873 and encodes 917 amino acids.